GUCAUGAGGUAGAUCUCAGGCGGCUGGUGAGAGAAAAAAUAGAUCUUGCUCUCAAAACGUUUGGGCACCCCUGCUGUAUAUUAAUGAGCGUCUGUGGGGGCUGCAGAGCGGCUCUGCUGAGAGCGAACUAAAACAGGCAGAAGAGAAGAAGAAGAACAGCAUGAGCUAAAAUAUUCAGUCCCUCAUCUCCACUGAUCUUCUUCACCUUCUCCCACCUGGUGCGCCGUCCUCGUUACUCUGCAUUGUUUUUCUGUUUUAUUGCAGGAAGCUGCUGAUGCAGAGCUGAUCCACCGGGAUGCUAACAAAGAGGAAACAGCAGGGCAACUUCUACAUUUGAAUUUCUGCUUGUGUUGGACAUGCUUCUGAAGCUCCAUCAGACGUUCCUGAAUCCUGUUCAUGACCUGUGCUUCCUCUCUGCUUCCUCCUCCUCUCCUCUCCUUCUCCUCCUGUCAUCUUCGUUCUGAUCCCCUGUAGGAGUUCAGCCACAGCCUCAGGCCUCUGAGUUGAACCUACCAACCCAUCCCAUCCGCUUCCCUCCCCGUCCUCCAUCCACCUGCCAUGUCUAACGACACAACCUUCUUGGAGGCCACUGAUUGGUUAGACACAUCCCAGUGCCCGCCCUCAGUAGGCGGCGCUACGUUCCUGAUUGUUGCUUACAGUGCAGUCAUUGCAAUUGGGUUGCUGGGCAAUGCAGGCCUUGUAUUUAUCAUCACCCGGCAACAGGAGUUGCGCAACGUCACCAACAUCCUGAUCGCCAACCUGUCGUGCUCGGACAUCCUGAUGUGCGUGGUGUGUCUGCCGGUCACUGUCAUCUACACGCUGAUGGACCACUGGGUGCUGGGGGAGGCCCUGUGUAAGGUGACGCCCUUUGUCCAGUGCAUGUCUGUGACCGUGUCCAUCUUCUCCCUCGUGCUCAUUGCUCUGGAGCGCCACCAGCUGAUCCUCCACCCCACCGGCUGGACCCCUGCGGCCGGACACUCCUACCUUGCAGUGGGGCUCACGUGGCUGGUCGGCUGCUUCAUCUCGCUGCCCUUCCUGUCCUUCAACAUCCUCACUAAUGACCCCUUCCAGAACAUCAGCCUGCCCUCCAACCCCUUCAGGGACCAUUUGAUCUGCAUGGAGUUGUGGCCGUCAGACAAACAUCGCCUUGCCUACACAACCUCGUUGCUGAUCUUCCAGUACUGCUUGCCUCUCCUUUUGGUGCUGCUCUGCUACCUGAGGAUCUUCAUCCGCCUGAGACGCCGCAGGGACAUGCUGGAGCACAGCAGGAGGACCCGGGAAGCCCAGAGGAUCAAUGUUAUGCUGCUAGCCAUCGUCACCGCGUUUGCUCUCUGCUGGCUCCCUCUGAAUGUCUUCAACACUCUGUUUGACUGGCAUCACCAGGCCCUGCCAAAAUGUCAGCAUGACGCUGUCUUCUCCGCUUGCCACCUUACAGCCAUGGCCUCCACGUGCAUCAAUCCCGUGGUGUAUGGCUUCCUCAACAGCAACUUCCAGCGGGAGCUGAGGACGACGCUGCAGCGCUGCCAGUGUGGCACCCGGGCAGGUGAGAGCUAUGAGAGCUUCCCUUUGUCUACGGUGGGCAGCGAGGGCAUAACAAAGGCCACUUCGCUCAACAAGAUGGGAUCGGUGUGUGUCCCCUCACCCAGACCUGAGAUCAGCUCGGCUCUGCUAUCCAAAACAUUACCGGCUAACUUGUAACAAUGCCGACCGAAGAAUUCUUUGACAAGAUCCUAAGUGCGUCAGUUGUGUGAAACUGAUAAAGAUCAACUUUGAGCCAGUCCAACACUGUCCUCACUUGGACCUGGCUGAAAAUGGUUUAAUACUAUUUUAAGCUAAUGUUUGACGGCAUAUUUUUCUUGUUGUGACUGAUCAUCAUCUAAAAUGUUUGAAGACUGUGGAUGUAAUUUGGAAGUCCAGAACGCCAAAACUGAGGAAGCUAAAGGACCUGAACUGUUGUGGUGUAAACCAUGCAACACUCCUGGAAAGGUUCUGUUUUCCAGUUACAACCAUUGUGACAGAUAAACCUCAUACCAGACACUGUAACGUCUGAGCCCCUAUACUCUGCAGGAUGCCAACACUGUGUUGUUGUCACAACACGUUGACACUUUUUUUUGGUGAAAAACACAUUUUACUGUUUACACACAUGAACAAAAUUGUUGGUACCCCACAAUCACCACUGAAAUAACCUGAAACUGACAAAAGUAAUGAAUAGAAAUUUACUGAAAAUGAACUAACAAAAAUCAGAUCAGGAUUUGCUUCUGAAUUAUGAUUCAACAGAAUUGUUUUGAAAAUAAACUAACAAAAUCACAAUGAACCACAGGAAGCAAAGGAGAGAUUUGUCCCAGGAGAUUAGAAAGAAAACAUGUUGAAGAUAAAGUCUUUGAGAGCAUCUCUAAGCAGCUUGAUGCUCAUAUCACUGAGGGUUAUUGUUGACAGGUUGAAGAGCAGGAGAAUACAAAUAGAAACCAAAGUGCCCAGAACAAUCGCCAAGGAAAUUAAAGGUAGACUCUAUGGUCAAGGUUAAUCAGUGUUGGAUUGAACAAUACAUCUCAUCUGAGCCAAAGUGGACUUCAUGGAAGAUGUCACUGUUAAAAGCAAAUCACCCAAAAACGAGACUGGAAUUAGCUACAUUUCAUAUUGAUAAGCCACAAAGCUUCUGGGAAAAUGUCCUUUGGACAAACAAGACAAUACUGGAGGUUUUUACCAAGUUCUGCAUUCAGAGACCAAAAUUGAUUCAUGCCAAAAAAAAAAA
Poecilia reticulata (guppy) is the source of this 2752-nucleotide messenger RNA. It is a transcript of the gene npy8ar, whose product is annotated as neuropeptide Y receptor Y8a. The record is from RefSeq and is a predicted model, not a curated record. Gene Ontology annotation, cellular component: neuron projection; plasma membrane. Lineage: Eukaryota; Metazoa; Chordata; Actinopteri; Cyprinodontiformes; Poeciliidae. Gene Ontology annotation, biological process: G protein-coupled receptor signaling pathway. Gene Ontology annotation, molecular function: neuropeptide binding; neuropeptide Y receptor activity.